CACAAACCCCAAUGAAUAACAGGGAGACGCAACAAGCGAGAAUAACUGAGUGCCUCCCACAGCCACCGGGUUCUGUUUCCACCAGAAGUUACGGGCUGAUAUUAUAUCAGGUUUGGGGGACAAUUUAAACCACUUAAGUGUUCCACCUCCGUGUUUUAAGUAUCCAGCAUUCACUUUGGGGUCACAAUCGGCCAGCACACUUACACUCAUGAGGUGAUGUCGAACUGCAAAAGUUUUUGUGUAGUCUGCACCAGAACCCUGUACAGCUGCCAUUGGGCAAAGCCACAAGAAACAACUAGAAGCAAACAAAAAGCAUGUCUGUGGUUCACUAUUGUUGCAGUGGUCACUGCAUUAGCUAUCACCUGGAUGUACAUCUGUCUGGUCAGUUAUAAUGAUCAAGAAGAUGUCAACUGGAAAUUUUUCACAGCACUGAAGUUGUGGAUUAACUGGUUCAUGGUACUGAUCAUUCUUUCUGCAUUGUUAAGUGCCUAUUGUGUCUUCCUGCUGUGUUUUGCAUUGAUCCAAGUUGCCUUAAAAGAACCAUUAGAUCUACACUGGAGCCACAAGAUUUUGCUCUUCGGUGGAAUUUUAUUAAUUGCCGCUGGGGUUACAGGCAUCAGUUUUAUGUGGCAACAGGAAUGGCUGACUGUUCAGCUCUCAUUAGAGGCUACAGCCCCCUUUUUACAGUUUGGUGCCGUUGGGGCUUUGACACUCAUGAGUAAACUUGUUUUUCAAGCAAUCUUCACCACUGGUAAAAAAUUUUCUAGAUAUAUCAUUGGUACAGCAUUUGCUGUGGUGUCCAUAGCAAUCUUUCUAUCACCCUUGGGUAUCCGAUCUCCUUGUUUCAUAGAGAAGCAACACUUACCUGCCAAACCAAAGCUGAUAGGGCAUCGAGGGGCACCCAUGCUGGCCCCAGAAAACACCAUUAUGUCAUUUAAUCGCAGCAUAUCAUGUGGAGUAACAGCCUUUGAGACAGAUAUACAGCUCAGUAAGGACGAUAUACCUUUUCUGAUGCAUGACCACCACUCCAACUUUCUCCUGAGAACGACAGAUGCUACAUACAAAUUUCCAAACAAAAAUUUGAAAAGGAGUACAAGUCUGACAUGGGCUGAGUAUCAGAGUCUAAACGCAGGUGAAUGGUUUGUCCAGACAGACCCCUUUAGAACAGUUUCACAGCUCUCUGAGGAUGAGAAGGUACUGGCCAAAAAUCAGACAAUCCCCUCUUUACUACAACUCCUCAACUUGGCUCAGCAGCACAACAUCUCUGUAAUGUUUGAUUUGUAUAGUCCCAACGAAGAAAAUGACACAGUGAAAACAGUGGAAACCAUUGAGCUCUCUGGCAUUAACCACAGUCUAAUCCUCUGGCUUCCCCCAACAAAAAGAGACUAUGUCCGUGCUAGAGCCCCAAGAUUCACCCAGGUCUAUAACAAUAUAGACGAAAUGAAAGGCAAAAAAGGAAACCAUUUGAACCUAAAAUACAGCAAGAUUAGUACAACAGAAAUCAGAGAACUUCGAAAGAGCAAAACUGAAGUGAAUUUAUGGGUCGUCAAUGAGAGGUGGCUUUUCUCGCUGCUGUGGUGUGCAGGAGCUAGCUCCGUUACUACCAAUUCCUGUCACAUAUUGAAGGAUAUAGAGAGUCCGGAUUGGAUCAUAUCAUAUCGCUUGUACAAAACAAUAUGGCUUUCUGUGGACAUUGCAUCAGUUCUGAUAAUGGCGGGGCUCUUUGUCUAUCAAUGGUAUGAGAACCAGAAGAAGCUCAUUGAGCUGGAACGAGAAAGAACUGUUCCCCUUCUUACCAAUAAGCAGAUAGUUUGAUGAUGAUGACCCCCCACCAACAACUCUACAUCACUAACCAUUGGCACCUCUUCUUCUGAUCAGACAUCAGACUGUGUAAUUUAUGUUGGUACUGAAUGGCUGAGUGUGUAUUAGUUUAUUAGUAGUUCAUUUGUUAUGCCACUGCACAGCAUAUCUUUUGUUGCUGUAGCAUUUUACCUUAGUACAUAUAAAUGUACUAGUGACAGUUUUGUGUGUAUUUCCUGUUUACUGAGCCACAAUAAAACAUAACAUUUGUGUUUACUGAGCCAUAAUAAAUCUAAAAAGAAUAACUAAAA
This is a messenger RNA of Boleophthalmus pectinirostris (great blue-spotted mudskipper), 2111 nucleotides long. RefSeq names its product glycerophosphodiester phosphodiesterase domain containing 2 (gene gdpd2). Bases 217 to 1815 code for a protein of 532 amino acids. Gene Ontology annotation, molecular function: glycerophosphodiester phosphodiesterase activity. Lineage: Eukaryota; Metazoa; Chordata; Actinopteri; Gobiiformes; Gobiidae. Gene Ontology annotation, biological process: lipid metabolic process. The transcript has 15 exons. Gene Ontology annotation, cellular component: membrane. The record is from RefSeq and is a predicted model, not a curated record.